UCCGGCUGGAACCAUGGAGGGUGUCGAAGAGAAGAAGAAGAAGGUGCCGGCUGUGCCGGAAACCCUCAAGAAAAAGCGAAGGAAUUUUGCCGAACUGAAGAUCAAGCGCUUGAGAAAGAAGUUUGCCCAAAAGAUGCUCCGAAAGGCAAGGAGGAAGCUUAUCUAUGAAAAAGCCAAGCACUAUCAUAAGGAAUAUAGGCAAAUGUACAGAACUGAGAUUCGAAUGGCUAGAAUGGCAAGAAAAGCUGGCAACUUCUAUGUACCUGCGGAACCCAAAUUAGCAUUUGUCAUCAGGAUCAGAGGUAUCAAUGGUGUGAGCCCAAAGGUCCGAAAAGUGUUGCAACUUCUUCGCCUUCGCCAAAUCUUCAAUGGCACCUUUGUUAAGCUCAACAAGGCCUCAAUUAACAUGCUGAGGAUUGUGGAACCAUAUAUUGCAUGGGGGUACCCGAACCUGAAGUCAGUAAACGAACUAAUCUAUAAGCGUGGUUACGGCAAAAUCAAUAAGAAGCGGAUUGCCUUGACAGAUAACUCUUUGAUUGCACGAUCGCUUGGUAAAUAUGGCAUCAUCUGCAUGGAAGACCUGAUUCAUGAGAUCUAUACUGUUGGGAAACGCUUCAAAGAAGCAAACAACUUCCUGUGGCCCUUCAAAUUAUCAUCUCCCAGAGGGGGGAUGAAGAAAAAGACCACCCAUUUUGUAGAAGGGGGAGAUGCUGGCAACAGGGAAGACCAGAUCAAUAGGCUUAUUAGAAGGAUGAACUAAGGUGUCUACUAUGAUUACUUUUAUAAUCUGGUCAGUUAAUAAACAGUGAUUGCUUUCAAA
Choloepus didactylus (southern two-toed sloth) is the source of this 820-nucleotide messenger RNA. RefSeq names its product 60S ribosomal protein L7. The record is from RefSeq and is a predicted model, not a curated record. Gene Ontology annotation, cellular component: cytosolic large ribosomal subunit. The transcript has a single exon. The coding region runs from base 14 to 760 and encodes 248 amino acids. Gene Ontology annotation, molecular function: RNA binding; structural constituent of ribosome. Gene Ontology annotation, biological process: maturation of LSU-rRNA from tricistronic rRNA transcript (SSU-rRNA, 5.8S rRNA, LSU-rRNA). NCBI's taxonomy places the organism in Eukaryota, Metazoa, Chordata, Mammalia, Pilosa, Megalonychidae.